Molecule: messenger RNA, 684 nt
Organism: Symbiodinium necroappetens
Lineage: Eukaryota; Dinophyceae; Suessiales; Symbiodiniaceae
Source: the annotation of a GenBank genome assembly
AUGGAGCUGACGAGGCGACGCUGUCACGGCAUUCUGGCUCUUACAGCCUUUGCACUCGCCUGGCGACCGGGUGUGCAGGCCUUUGCCGGCGCGGCCCGUGCCUUGUGGUCCAUGUCGCAGAGAACCGAUUUAAGGCAGUUGCAACAGCCAACUGCCAGACGAGCUGUGAUGGAGCCACCGACCAGGAUGCGCCCUCCGGAUGUGGAAGAUGCAGUACGAUCCAAGGCCAAAGAUUGGGCAGAAUGUUUAGUGCAGUUCGGUGACAGCGCCUACGAUGCGCAGGAGGUCUGGGUCUUCCGCCGGGGAGACUACGAGGAGUUUCAGCGCCUCAUCGGCCUACGGCUUAGCUACCGGAAGCCCAGCGCCCCGGGCGACGCAGAGGAUGCCGGCCCGGCGCGCUUCGGCACGGCACGGCGCGAGGAGGCGAUGCAGAACACCAAAGUCCUCUGCCGGGAGAGGAACAUCGACUCCUCCCUGAUCUGCUCGCAGUGUGUCAAAGUUUUUACAGGCGGUGCAUACGAAGAGGCAGGCAUUGCAGUCCCUGCACACCCCCCGGUGCCGGACGUCCUCGGCUGCCUGGCACUGUCGGUGGGCGACGUGGAUGGGACCGGAAACGAGACGAGCACCCAGGGUGGCAUCGCCCGGAAUCGCUCGCCACUGAAACAGACAUCCUUCUGUAAUUAU